Molecule: messenger RNA, 4068 nt
Organism: Grus americana (Whooping crane)
Lineage: Eukaryota; Metazoa; Chordata; Aves; Gruiformes; Gruidae
Gene: DOK1
Product: docking protein 1
Exons: 5
Coding region: 1859-3616 (585 amino acids)
Biological process (GO): positive regulation of MAPK cascade; cell surface receptor protein tyrosine kinase signaling pathway
Cellular component (GO): cytoplasm
Source: RefSeq, a predicted model, not a curated record
CCUCAGUGCAGGCUGAAGGGAAGAAGCCGUUGAGUCCUGUCACCUUCUGCUGUCCCUCACAGCCUCAGUAGGACAGUGGGCCACAUGGGCUGCUCAGCAUCCUCCUACUUACACCUUCCUUUUUGAAGGUUUUCUUGCAAUCCUUCAUGUUUCUUGCUAGUUACAAUUUGUCUCAUAUUUUGGCUUCCCUGAUUUUUUGUUAGUUUUUUUCUGUUCUGCCUAGUUUUGUCACCUAGUUUCUACUUUUAUGCCCUACCAUCUGAAAUUUCAGGUCAUUUUCUGAGCUAUGAUCCCCCUCUUUCCCUAGUGCUGGAAUAGUUUCUGUUUCAUUAAACCCUGCCAGGUUUUCCGAAUGCAUUUUGUUAGACCUGAUCUCCAGCUCCCUGAAUUCCUUAGAUUUUCUCUGAAAGGCAUUUUGAAGUUGCUCUCCAUUUCGACACCCUCAAGCACUUCCUCUCUCCUAUCUAGGGUAAGGUCUGGGAGAGCCUCCCCUGGGGUUCCCUGCACUCCCUGGCCCAAAGCCCUUGGUGGCCCAAAGCCCUUGGUAGCCCAAGCCCGUGCGGGCAGCCGUGCCCUGGUGCAGGCAGCCCCAGAGGAUGCCCGGCUGUGAGGGACGCGCAGGAGGCUCCUUCAGGGAGGGCCCUGUGGCAAGCUGGUUUUAUCCUUCUCAUUUCCCAGGUGACCUGCCUUCUGGAGGUGAGAGCCAGUCCAUACCUAGGGUAUGCCCAGCAACAUCUUCCUCUUCUGUGUUUGCUCUGUCUCGACAAGCCACAGCCCCUAAUUCACAGGCCAGUCCUCAAGGUGUGUUAUGCCAGCCAGGUCAUUUUAGAUGUCUACAAAGACCUCGCACUGCAGCCGCUCGUGGCUGGUGGCACUUGCAUAACUGCGUCAGUAAGUGGGGCAAGGACCGUGCCAUCCUGGGGGUGAUGGCCCUGGAUGCCCACCUCCCAGGGCACCUCGUGGGCGCUGGUCAUGGACUGCGGCUCACGGUGCCCGCUCCAAGCUUGACCUUGCUCAGCAGCUGCUGUCAGAGAUGUGAAAGCUGCAAGGUGGGGAGGCCCCCACGCCUGUGGAAGGGGUGGGAAGGAUAAGGCCAAGGCUCCAUCUCUUCCUCGGCCUCAGGACAGUGUGGGACAUGUCCUCCAGUGGGUCUGGAAGCCAAGACCUCUCGCACUGGAUGUGGAGAGCACGGCAGAGCAGACCCAGCCAUGGCAGGGGCCAGCUCCUUCCCCAAGAGGCUGCAGUUUUCCCACCUCUGCCAGGGCAUGGUCGGCCCUCCCACAGCUCCUGCACUGGCGUGACACAGCCCUGCGGAGAUGGCUCUGGGGUGAGGAUAAUCCUGCUCCCUGCCUCCGCGCGCCCCAGCCCCACGCGAUGUCAUGCGUGGCUGGGCGGAGGGGGCUUCUGGCGGAGCCAGCACGGCACCGAGCGUGGUGCCAUGAGCUGAGGGGACGCAGCUGCUGGGGACGUGGGCCAGAGCCACGAGGAACCAUCCACAGCCCCACGGGCCCUCCUGGAGACCUGGAGGGGAAGCCCCAUCCCGGGCACCCAGGACCGUGGGCACCACAUCGGGGAGCGGCACCCGUGCACGCACGGGGCUGGCGUGCGGUACCGAGCACGCGUGGCCAGCGCGCGGUUGGUACGCACGACACACACCCACGUGGGCGUGCGCGUGCACGCACACAUACGCCCACCCACGCGCACGCACACGCACGCACCAGGUCUGUCUCCCUCCCUCCCUCGCUCCCGCACCCGACACGCGAGUCCCCAGCGCGGCCCCGCCCCGGGCCCGCCCCCCCCCCGCUGCCGGGCGGAAGCGCGCGGCGUGUCGCGGCGCAUCGCGGUGUCGCGGCGCGGGAUGGACCCGCCGGCCAAGGAGGGGCCGCUCCUCGUGCAGCACAGCCACAAGUUCGGCACCAAGAGGUGGAAGCGGAGCUGGUUCGUGCUGUACCCGGCCAGCCAGCACGGCGUGGCCCGCCUGGAGUUCUUCGACUGCAAGGAGCCGGCGGCGCCGCCCGAGCGGCUGGGCACCAAGCGGCUGGACAAGACGGUGGUGCGGCUGGCUGACUGCACCAGCGUGGCCCCCGUGGCCGAGAGCGGCCCCCGGGCCGGCAUGGCCGUCUUUCGCCUGGAGACCAGCGACAGGAGCUACCUCUUCGCAGCUGAUAAGCAGCAGAGCGAGGAGUGGGUGGCGAAGCUAUGCGAGAUCGCCUUCCCGGGAAACGGCCCCAGCGAUGCUGGCGUGGCAGCCCGGCGUGGCAGAGAGGACAGCGGGGAGGUGCCAGCCCUGGAGAUGGCCGUGAACUCCAUCUACUACUCAAGAGAUGAAGUGAACGCCUUCUGGGUGACGGUGCAACGGACUGAGGCUGCAGAGCGAUGCGAGCUGCGUGGCACCUACGUGCUCAAGGCUGAGCGUGACAGCCUCAUCCUGAAGGACCCACGGACAAAUGAGAUCCUCUACGUCUGGCCCUACCGGCUGCUCCGGAGAUACGGCCGGGACAAGGUGAUGUUCUCCUUUGAAGCUGGCAGGCGCUGUGAAUCCGGCCCAGGGAACUUCACCUUUGAGACCAAGCAGGGCAACGAAAUCUUCCACCUGGUGGAAGCCUCCAUCCGGGAGCAGAAAGCGCAGGUGGAGGAGAAACGGCAAAGCUGUGACUCACUGGAUUCGGACAGCCGCAGCGUGGUGCUGAUCCGCCAGGCCCUGGCCGACUCACUGAGCCUGGAGCUUCCCGUGGAGGGGGAUGACACCCUGGCACCCAAAGUGGGGCUGGCACCCAGGCCCAGUACGGCAGCAGAGGAGAGAGACACCACGUCUCUGCUGAAGACCCGGACUCUGCCAGAGCUCCCUGUGCCACAGGCCAAGCCCGCGGUCCUGAGCACACCCCCGCGCUCCCCUCUGCCAAAGGUGCCCCACGCUGUGCUGCCAGCCGAGGACCUGUCCAGUGUGUACUCGGAGCCCCUGGACUCGGUGAAGGGCUUCCGGCCCUGGCCGGACCCACUGUACUCAGACCCUGUAGACAGCAAGCCCGCGAGUGGGGCCAAGGUGCCCAGCGGUGCCUCAGACGAGACAAAGCUCCGUCUGCUGGCGCCACUGUAUUCUGGCACGUACGAGCAGGUCCAGGCCGAGGGACGCAGCCAGGCCCUCACGGUGCCCGGGCGGAGGGAGCACAUCUACGACGAGCCUGAGGGUCGUGCUCCCCGCUUGCUGCCCCCCUCCACCUGCAUCUAUGACGAAGCGCGGCCCACGGGCGAGGCGUGGCGCACCCAGGGCCAUGAUGGCAGGGGCGGCUACGAGUAUCCCUACAACCCCAGCACUGAUGACUACUCGGUACCUGCCUUCCAGGCCAAAGCCAAGGGCCCCAAGCCAGUGCCUGCCCCCAAGCCCCAGGCAGCCUUUAUCCCUAAAGGUGGCGAGAGGAGCGGGGACCCUGGCAGGCGGCGAGGGAACCCUGCUCCUGAGAAGGUGGUUGUCAAACCCAGCCUUAACAGCAGCAACAACAACAACGUGGAGGUGCUGUACAGCCAGGUGGUGAAGCCCCAGCACGUGCAGAAGAAGGAGCAGUCUGUGGAUGAGUGCAGCUUGUCACCUGUCUACGAGGACUUAGGAGAGAUAUAGCGUGCUGCUGCUCUGUACCUGCUUGGGAGAGACUGGGGGGGCCCAGGCCCGUUGUGAGCAGUGCCGGCUGCUGUCCUCCACGGGUCCUGGCAGUGGCUUCGGGCUGGGGACUGUUCUGGCUCCGGCAGAGCCGCUCUUGCUCACCGGCGCUGGGGGGCUGCCUUUCCCUGGAGGCCCUUUCCAGAGCAAGAGCAAGAGAGCUGUGGCUGGUGCAGGUGCCAGCGUGCUUCUCCGGCUCUGGAGCUGGCUCUGCUGCCACCUCCUGAUCCCCAGGAGGACUGGCUGUGUCGCCCUGCAUCUGCUGCUCUGGCUCUGCUCUGGCUCCCUCUCUGACCAGGCCGUAGGGCUGGGGUGCCCGUUGCGGUGCGUGGAAGACUGCUUGCCAUCAGUCUCCAAAAGUAUUUUUAUACAAAAUUAUUUUAAUAUUAAAAUCUGUAUGUCUCAGAAUGAAA